AUGGCAAUAGAAAGGAAACCAUUGAAAGUUUUAAUAUGUGGAGCUGGAAUAGGUGGAUUAGCUGCCGCUAUUUCCUUCCGCCGACAAGGACAUGAAGUUGAAUUGUUUGAACAAUCGAGGUUUGCUAAUGAAAUUGGAGCAGCAAUUCAUUUACCUCCCAAUGCUUAUGGAAUGUUGCAACACAUCGCUGUACCAACAGAUAACUUGGGAGGGAAUUCAGCCAAUUAUAUUACAGAGCUUGAUAAAAAUGGGAAUAUUCAAAUGCAUGUACCCACUGAAGAAUCAUUGCGUGAAUAUAUAUAUCCCUGGAAAUUAGUACAUCGUGCUGAUCUUCAUACAGCAUUAAAGUUAAAGUCUCUUUCGGAAUCUGAUAAAGGCAAACCUGUCAAUAUUCAUCUAUCAAGUAAAGUUAUCAAGAUAGAUCAAGAGAAGGGCGAAGUUGUUCUUAAAUCAGGGGAAAUUUUUAAAGGAGAUAUUGUUGUUGGUGCCGAUGGUAUUCAUUCCGAAGUCCGCUCAAUUGUCACAGGUACAAAUAUUCCUGCUACGCCUUCUGGAUAUUGCGCAUUUAGAUUUUUGAUUCCAAGAAGUACUGUUUUAGAAGUCCCUGAAUUCAAAAAGUAUGCUGAAAAAAAUGGGGAAAUACAAAUUUGGUUGGGAGAAGAUAGAAGGAUUGUUAUAUAUCCAUGCCGUGACAACACUCUUCUUAAUUUUGUUUGUAUUCAUCCUGAUUCAGAAACGUCUGGCUCCUCAGAUAGUUGGAAUGACGGUGGUUCAAAAGAAGAUUUGAUUUCUUGCUAUAAAGAUUUCUACCCCCCACUUAUUGAUGUCUUGAAGAAGGCCACAGAUAUAAAACUUUGGAAGUUACUAGACAGACAGACUUUAAAAAAGUGGACAAAUGGUAGGGCGGCGUUACUUGGUGAUGCUGCACAUUCAUUUCUUCCUCACCUAGGCCAAGGUGGUGCUCAAGCUAUUGAAGAUGGCGUAGCUCUAGGAACUAUGUUUCCGUUGGGAAUAACUAGAGACGAAGUUCCAGAACAUUUAGAAAUAUAUGAAAAAGCAAGAUAUGAAAGGGCAACAACAAUUCAGCAACUUACUAGGGACCAAGCACUUGGACCUAAAGAAGGUAAACUAUUGAAUCCAACACAAUUUUCACACUAUAAUUGGAGUCAUGAUGCUUACUUCCAUGCAUCAAAACUACUUUCAAGGCAUCUUGAAAGUAAGAUAUACAAGAGAAUGCCGAUAGGUUGGGGCCCUUUACAAGGACCAAGGCAAGAUCAUCUCGGGAAACCAAUUGAUGGCAGUGGGUCAUUCUUGAGAACGGGUGCAAUCCGAAUUAAGACUUCGAAAUCUUACUUAGAGCAUUUACUUCCUAAUGAAAAAUUUCAUAUUGAUGUCCCUGGUGAAGUUGGUUAUAUAACUUUCAGCAAUACCUGGAUUGACAAUAUUGAGUGGCUAGGAGGCCAUGACUAUUCUCAUUUUGAUUUCUAUAUAGAAGAUGUAGUUUACACAAGCAAUAAGGGAAAUAAAACCAAAGGUAGAUUUUUACCAUUAUUGUUAGAAGGAAGAACUGAACCAACACUUAGUGGAAGAGAAGAGCUUGGGUUCUCUAAGAUUUUCACUACUCUUACAGAAAGCUUUGAUGAUAUAAAUGGGUAUAAGCUUCGGGCGUCCUGGGAGGGGUCUACUUUCUUAGAAAUGAAUAUUAAAAAGCCAGCAAGAGUUAAAGCUUCGUCUAAAAUAACAGAAAAGGCAGAAGCAACUAUGGAGUGGAGAUGUUUCCCUAGGCCAGGAGGGAAGGGAACGACUGAUAUUGAAUAUGCCACAUAUACACCUGAACCUGUAGGUGGGGCUCAAUUCGUAUUGGAAGAGAUGCUUGAGGGAACCCCAGAAAUUAUCUUCCAUAUGGAGAAUAUCACCCCUGAAAAACUACCUUGUCACUAUAAUGUGGCAAGGAAGUUGAGCGAUAUUCCGAUAGUCGAGCUACAAACUGGAAAGGUAAUCAUUGGAUCAGGUCUUUCAGAUGUUUCAAAUCAAACUGUAUUAGAAAUAUAA
This is a messenger RNA of Debaryomyces fabryi, 2052 nucleotides long. RefSeq lists its product as uncharacterized. Gene Ontology annotation, molecular function: FAD binding; monooxygenase activity. NCBI's taxonomy places the organism in Eukaryota, Fungi, Ascomycota, Pichiomycetes, Serinales, Debaryomycetaceae. The record is from RefSeq and is a predicted model, not a curated record. The coding region runs from base 1 to 2052 and encodes 683 amino acids. The transcript has a single exon.